AUGCAGCGGCCGGGGGAGCCGGGCGCUGGGCGCUUCGGGCCGCCCGAGGGCUGCGUCGACCACAGGCCGCACCGCUACCGCAGCUUCAUGAUCGAGGAGAUCCUCACUGAGCCCCCAGGGCCCAAGGGCGCCGCGCCCGCUGCCGCUGCCGCCGCCGCCGCGGGCGAGCUGCUCAAGUUCGGCGUGCAGGCGCUGCUGGCCGCGCGGCCCUUCCACAGCCACCUGGCCGUGUUGAAGGCCGAGCAGGCGGCGGUGUUUAAAUUCCCGCUGGCGCCUCUCGGCUGUUCCGGGCUGGGCUCCGCGCUGCUGGCCGCCGGGCCUGGGCUGCCCAGCGUGGCGGGCUCGCCGCACCUGCCCCUGGAGCUGCAGCUCCGCGGGAAGCUGGAGGCCCCGGGCAGCGGGGAGCCGGGCACCAAAGCCAAGAAGGGGCGGAGGAGCCGCACGGUGUUCACCGAGCUGCAGUUGAUGGGCCUGGAGAAACGCUUCGAGAAGCAGAAGUACCUCUCCACACCCGACAGAAUAGAUCUCGCCGAGUCCCUGGGCCUGAGUCAGUUGCAGGUGAAGACUUGGUACCAGAAUCGGAGGAUGAAGUGGAAGAAAAUAGUGCUGCAGGGCGGCGGCCUGGAGUCCCCCACCAAGCCCAAGGGGCGGCCCAAGAAGAACUCCAUCCCCACCAGCGAGCAGCUGAGCGAGCAGGAGCGCGCCAAGGAAGCGGAGAAGCCGGAGAAGCCGGCGGAGGCGCCGGGCGAGGCCAGCGACAAGGGCCGCGAGGACUGAGCGUGCGGUGCGGGGACCCUGGCGCCACUGCGGCCCCUGCGCCCGCGAGAAGCCGCCUCCACGCUGUGUGCUUUCCAAACGGCGAUGAUGACCUUGGAUUCGGGCAGCGAGGGGCCCACCAGGAAGGACACAGACCCCGAAGCCAAACCCGGGCCCCAGCGCGCCCCGGGCCUCCCCUGGAGACUCACCGCGGCAGAGUCGCCUCCGCGCAGAGCUCCGCGCGCCGGGCGCUCCACGCGCACUCACGC
This is a messenger RNA of Myotis myotis, 1025 nucleotides long. RefSeq names its product BARX homeobox 1 (gene BARX1). The record is from RefSeq and is a predicted model, not a curated record. Lineage: Eukaryota; Metazoa; Chordata; Mammalia; Chiroptera; Vespertilionidae. Gene Ontology annotation, molecular function: RNA polymerase II transcription regulatory region sequence-specific DNA binding; DNA-binding transcription factor activity, RNA polymerase II-specific. Gene Ontology annotation, cellular component: nucleus. The transcript is spliced from 4 exons. Gene Ontology annotation, biological process: regulation of transcription by RNA polymerase II. The coding region runs from base 1 to 777 and encodes 258 amino acids.